AUGGCGACCCGCUACUUCCUCGGGGGAACCAUGAAGCAGAUCUGCUUCUGCGCUGCCUCCCCCUUCGUGAGCCAAGACUGGAACAAGAAUGACGAGAAGCUCCUGCAAGCGGUGGAAUUCAAUGAUGCGGACCGCGUCUCCUCUCUCCUGCUCCGGAAGAAUUUGGUCCCCACCAAACUGGACACGGAAGGGAAAUCAGCGUUCCACCUGUGUGCCAUGAAGGGGAACGUGGACUGCUUGGAGGUGAUGUUGGCCCAUGGGGCGGACGCUCUAACCACCGACGGUUCAGGUCACACUGCGUUGCACCUCUCGGCAAAACACGGCCACCCCCAGUGUGUCAGCAAGUUGUUGCAGUCUUCCUGCCAUGUUGAUGUAGCUGAUAGCCAGGGAAGGACUGCACUCCAUCACGCAGCCAUCCAUGGGUCUAUCUCUUGUUUGGAAAUCCUUUGUGACUUCAAGGCUUCCUUGAACAUCAAGGACCAGGAUGGGGUAAGCCCUCUGAUGCUGGCAGCCAAGAUGAACCAUGCAGAACUCUGCCGCUACUUGCUACACCGAGGAGCUGCUGUGAACACCAGAGACCAGAAAGGCCGCACAGCCCUGAUGGUCGCUUGUGAGAACGGCAGCGUGGAGACCGUUGAAGCGCUUAUCCACGGCGGGGCACGGGUCGGCCUGAUCGAUGCCACGGGACGUGAUGCCGCACACUACGGAGCUGCCACGGGCAAUGCCCUCAUUCAACAUUAUCUCCAAGAGGGUGCCCAGCGCCACUCUUGGGCCAGCGAGGAACAAUCACCUGAUCUGUCCUCUCAGGUAAAAUCUGUUCCUCAGUUGCUAUGUCCAGAAUGGUCGUUCAAUGGGGCAAAAAACCCCAAAAGCUCACCCGACGGUCUUUCUUGUUUCUAGGAGGAUCGGGAAGUCUACGAGGAGAUCGCGAGGCUACGGCAGGAGAGGACGCAGCUCCUCCAAAAGAUCCGGGGAUUGGAGCAGCUCCAAGACCAACAGAAACAGGAACAUCUGAAGAUUCAGAAUGGUUCCUUGCCUAUACUGGAGAAACAGCUAAAAGAUCUUCAAAACCAACUGGCGGAGACGGCAAACGAGAAGGAAAACCUUAAGAAGGAACUGGAGGUGCUCCGAAGCCGGCUUUCAUUAUGUGAGUACGAGAAGGAAAAUACCAGUUACGAUGUUGAAACCCUGCAGGACGAAGAGGGAGAACUGCUGGAGUUCCCAGCAACUGCUGAGCUUCUCUCCAAAAAAUCUUUAAAUGCCUCCACGGAAGAACUCCUAGCGACCCUGCAGGGCCAGAUCGAGUCCCUAACCCAGAAGAACAAAAAAUUAAUGGAAAAAAUACAGGUUCUGGAGAAGGAUGAGAAGGAGCAGAGCGAGGCUGACACUUCCGGGGAUUUCAUCCCUGUCAUUUUGUAUGACUCGCUCAGAUCCGAGUUCGAGAAGCUGAAAGGACAGCAACUGGAGGCCCAGGAGCUUCUGAAGUCCCUGGAAAGCAACGGAACAGAUGGAAGCCCCCGUAAGCUCAUUUCAGCAGAAGCUUAUGAGCAGCUGAAGGACGAUUACGAGAAGCAAAUCGCGGCCCUUAAAGAAGCUUUGGAGAAGAUCAGCCCUCCGGAUGAUCAGAUCGGAGAGAACCGAGCGAUGGAAAAGAAAGCAGACUCGGAACCGGAAGGGAAAGGCAAAUUCGACCCGGUAACCCGAGAAGCGAUGGAGCAGCUGACGAACGAGCUGAAAGAGACCCAGGAGAAAUAUCAGGCAGCUUUGGCUGAAGUCAAGAUCCUUGAAGAUCAGAUCGAGCUGGGCAUCUUGUCCGUGGAGGAGAAAGAAGCGGAGGAGAGGUCCAGAAUUGAACUCGAGACAGUGAAGGCUGCUCUCCACCAGACUCGGGAGGAGCUGAAGGAGCGAGAUUGGAAGAUGAAGGAUAUGGAGGGGCUGCUGAGGGUCCAAGAAGAAAGAGAGGCCCAAAACCGCUCCGUGGAGGCAUACGAGGAGGUGAAAGCCACCCUGGGUGCCUCCUUAGAUGCAAUGACCCAGGAGAAAGAGGUCCUUCUUAAGAGAUGCACCUCUGUGGAAACAGAACUACGAGAACUGAGGGCCUCCUUGGAGGAGGAGAGACACAAGGUGCUUGAAGGAAGGUCUUCGGUCAGCCAGGCUCUUGAGGACGAGGCUGCCAAGUUGCGAGAGCAGCUGAAGGCCAUGACGGAGCAACACGAAGAAGUGAAGGCUCAUGUCGAGGAGCUCCGAGAAGGCCGGAAGAAGCUGGAAGAGGAGCUUCAAGAGACUAAGGAGAGGCUGGCUUCUCAGUUCGUCCUCAGAGCGGACCACGAAGAUGUAGUGGAGAAGUCGAAGGGCGCCCUCUCCGAGGCUGAGAAGAAGCUACUGGAGAUGAAAGAGAAGUACACCUCCACCCAGACGGAGCUGGCAGAACUUCAGAAGACCACCGAGACGUACAGGCGAGAGUCGGUGCCCCUAGCCGAGCAUGCCCGGGCCAAGGAGGCCUUGGAAGGCACCUUGUGGGAGUUGAAGGCCAAAACAAAGCGGUUGGAGCAGGAGCUGAAAGCCAAAGCCCACGAGGCAUCCCAUCUCCGGGCCCAGCUGGACGAGGUCUGUCGAGGUGCCGUCUCCACGGAGGCCCAAGAGGAGCUGAGGGCCACCUUGCAAGCCGAAAUCGAGGCCCUGAAGGCGAAGCUGAGUGACCUGGGCAGCAAGCAUGAACGGACCUGCACGGAAGUCUUCCAGGUGCAGCGGGAGGCCCUCUUCAUGAAGAGUGAGAAGCACGCGGCUGAGGCGCAGUUAGCCGCCGCCGAAAAGCAGCUGCAGAGCCUGCGGGCAGAGUCCGAACGUCUCCAGGAGCUGCACAGCCACAUCGAGGACUCUGCCAAGCUAGUUAAAGAGAAAGACAAGAAGAUCACAGAUCUCUCCAAGGAGGUCUUCAAACUGAAAGAAGCUCUGAAGGAUCUCUCCGAGCUGUCUAGUGGCGCUUCCUCUAAAGGGAUCUUUUUACCAAAGGUAGAGAGCGAGAUGGACGUAGCUGCCUUCCAGAGGACCAUUAAAGAUCUGGAGCAGCAGCUGAUUGAAUCUGAGCGACGGCAUAGCAAUAUCAUCUCUUUGUACAGAGGACACCUUCUCUACGCUAUCCAGGGCCACAUGGAUGAAGACGUCCAAAGAAUCCUCUUCCAGAUUUUGAAGAUGCAAAGGCUCCAGGAGCAAAGCAGAUGA
Pseudonaja textilis is the source of this 3222-nucleotide messenger RNA. The record is from RefSeq and is a predicted model, not a curated record. NCBI's taxonomy places the organism in Eukaryota, Metazoa, Chordata, Lepidosauria, Squamata, Elapidae.